CCGCCCCCGCCCCUUCCACCCGGUCCUUCCCCGCGGAGCGUGGCUCAGUCCCUGGUGCGCAGCAGGAGGGCGAUGGCGCUGUCGCGGGUGGAGCGCGUGCUGGUCCUGGCGCUGCGGCUCUUCUCCUUCGCCUACCUGGGCCUGGUCAGCCUGGUCUCGCAUGCCUCCGCCGCCCUCGCCUCGCUGGCCUCCGUCUCGGCCUCGCCCCCGCCCUCCAAGGCGGCCCAAGCGCCCCCCACGCCCACCACGCCCUGCAGAGUCCGCCGCGUGGUCCCGCCGACCCAGCACCCGCUCCUCCUCCUCUCCGCCCGGGAGCUGGCCCGCAGGAUCCGCCGCAAGGAGGUGUCAUGUGUGGAAGUCAUUGCAACGUACAUUGCGAGGAUUAAGCAGGUCAACCCAUUGAUCAAUGCCGUUGUCAGAGACAGGUUUGAGGCAGCUCUUCAAGAGGCUCAUGAGGUUGACAAGCUGCUCUCUGAAGGGCACGAUGACGAAGAUGCGCUGGGAGAGAAGUUUCCCUUCCUGGGGGUCCCGGUCACCAUCAAAGAGGCCUUUGAACUGAAUGGCUUGCCCAAUACUUCUGGACUGGUUAACCGCCGCAAUAUAAUUUCUGUCUCCGAUGCCGUGGUCGUGUCCCGGCUAAAGCAAGCCGGCACCAUCCCUUUGGGUGUGACCAACUGCAGCGAGUUGUGCAUGUGGUACGAGUCCAGCAACCGUGUCUACGGCCGAACCAACAAUCCCUAUGACCUGGAGUGCAUCGUGGGAGGCAGCUCAGGAGGAGAAGGAUGCAUCCUGGCCGCUGCUGGCUCCGUGAUUGGAGUCGGUGCAGAUAUUGGGGGCAGCAUCCGGAUGCCCGCUUUCUUCAAUGGGAUCUUUGGGCAUAAACCCACCACAGGUGUGGUUCCCAAUGAAGGCCAGUUCCCUAAUGCCUUGGGUGUCCGGUCAAAUUUCAUGUGCACCGGCCCAAUGUGUCGCUACGCAGAAGACUUAGAGCCCAUGUUGAGGGUCAUGGCAGGACCGAACAUCUCCAAGCUGAAGCUGGAUGAACCCGUAUCCUUAGAGAAGAUAAAGUUCUAUUCAAUGGAGCACGAUGGAGGUUCUGUUUUUGUUUGCCGAGUGGACAGAGAAAUUAUCCAAGCACACCGGAAGGUUGCGGAGCGCCUGGAGAGAGAUCUGGGCGUUCAGGUUCAAAACGUGGCCAUCCGUGACAUGAAGUAUUCCUUCCAGAUCUGGUCUGUCAUGAUGUCUGCCAAAGACGGCACUGGGAAGGAUACACCGUCAUUCACAGACCUUCUCGGAGACCAUGGAAAGCCAGUGUGGCCCUCUUGGGAGCUGGUGAAGUGGAUGAUGGGAUUGUCAACACACACGCUUCCAGCCAUUGCACUAGGACUGACUGAGAAGAUUGUGAAAUACAACCCUCGGGUGAAUUCCAAACUAACAACUAUGGCAGAAAAUUUGAAGAAGGAGGUGGUGAAUCUACUGGGAGAGGAUGGCGUCCUCUUAUACCCUCCGCACCCUGUAUUAGCGCCCCGGCACAAUACUCCCCUGGCGAUGCCAUUUAAUUUUGCCUAUACAGCCAUCUUCAACAUCCUGGGUUUGCCGGUGACUCAGUGCCCACUAGGUUUGAGUAAGGAAGGCCUCCCGCUGGGCAUCCAAGUAGUGGCCGCCCCCAACAAUGACCACUUGACUCUGGCCGUGGCCCGGUACUUGGAGAAGGCCUUCGGGGGCUGGGUCUGCCCUGGCACCUCCUCGCUUGACAACCCUGGGACCCAAUGACAGCAGACCAGUACCUGAAGACCACACCACCCACAAAAACGAACAACAGGCGGCUUCGUUGCAAGCGGGAAGGACUCCAAUGGCCCUCCCCAUAAGUGCAAUCCAAGGGAGCGUAAAAUGGGGUCACACAACUUGAUCCUCCAUAUUAGAUAAGGCCAAAUCUGACACAGCGGAGGGAGCAUCAUCGCAAAAUACCAUGAGAAUCCUAGAGGGGAUAAUGCUCUGUUCUUCUUGGGACACCCAUGGUUUUUUGACUUAGAGCAACGAGGGAGGGUGGUUGCUUUCAUUUUUGGGUAGAACAGGGUUCCCAUUCCCCUAUUUCCAUAUUAUUUAUUCCUACUUUUUAGAUGAGGCCAGAGACCAAAAGCAUCAGAAAGAUGUGCUGGAGAUUUCCUCUUCCUAAUGCCCUUUGGAGGAGAUGGGAGGAGGAGAUGGGGGAUCCUCAGCAUCUCAGACUGUGCACAAAACACUGAGCAUCUUGCCAGGCGAGGAAUAGAGUUUUACAGCCUCAUGGACCAUUGCUCUGUGCUGGACUUUGUGUUCUCUUCCCUGGCACUUUGCUCAGCUCUAUUUGUAGGGCAGCUUUCUAAUUCUUGGACGAAACAUGCUGUUGAAUCUGGGACAACUUCUUACAGGGGAUGAUUAAUCCAUCAUUCCUCCCUCUGUGCUUCCUUCUGUCUUCUCUCCCAGGAGCAGUGCCUUGCCUUCUAGCUUUGAAACCUAAACUUUAGUGGGAGAGGGGCUGCUCCGCUCCAAUGAUCUGCAUGAUUGAGUUGUUGUAGGUUUUUUCGGGCUAUAUGGCCAUAGUCUAGAGGCAUUCUCUCCUGACAUUUCGCCUGCAUCUAUGGCAAGCAUCCUCAGAGGUAGUGAGGAUGCUUGCCAUAGAUGCAGGCGAAAUAUCAGAUAAUGCCUCUAGACCAUGGCCAUAUAGCCUGAAAAAACCUACAACAACCCAGUGAUUCCGGCCAUGAAAGCCUUCGACAAUACAUUUAUCUGCAUGAUCUUUAUUACAUUCCAAAACUGAGAUUGGGCACAUUAAAAGAACCAAAUACAAUGAAAUGUUGUUGACCUUUUAACAGAAAGGGAACAUAAUAUAUUACCUGUCACUGAGAUAUGUGUUGCUGUUUUAUAUUUCUGACUUUAGGCACUUUUGACCAAUAUCUCUUGCUGUUGAUUGUCAUAGAGCUGGGCCCAAAACGUGCUUGAAUUUUAGGGAUAAUGGCAUACGUCGUUACGUAAAUAGGGGGCACUCUUUCCCCUAGGGCUGAACUAAGAGGCAUCUGCAGGACUAUUCCGCCCCCUGGUUGGGUAUUCUAAUGAUUUAUUAAUAAAAAUACUUAAUAUUUA
This is a messenger RNA of Anolis sagrei ordinatus, 3120 nucleotides long. RefSeq names its product fatty acid amide hydrolase 2 (gene FAAH2). Gene Ontology annotation, cellular component: endomembrane system. The record is from RefSeq and is a predicted model, not a curated record. NCBI's taxonomy places the organism in Eukaryota, Metazoa, Chordata, Lepidosauria, Squamata, Anolidae.